This is a messenger RNA of Thlaspi arvense, 7775 nucleotides long. NCBI's taxonomy places the organism in Eukaryota, Viridiplantae, Streptophyta, Magnoliopsida, Brassicales, Brassicaceae. The record is from the annotation of a GenBank genome assembly.
CCCGGCUUGUCGGGCAUGGGUCCAUCGUCUCAAUUGGUUUCAUAUAUUUGUUUUCUUCCCCAAACAUUUUUCUUUUUAACUUUCAAGUCCUCCGAGAAGAGGCGACGCAAAUUAUAUAACUGCCCGAGCUUUCCUUUCUCGGUCGGAAACUUCUUGGUCCGGUCACAACGUUCGAAUCUUCUCUGCCGGAACAAUUCUGAUCGAUCACAACUGUCGAAUUUUGACAUUCAGAUUCUGGGUUUUGGAUUUUGGUGGAGCUGAUCGAUAUUGAAUGGCUUCUUCAAGUCUGGGGAGCUCAAUCCCCGCGCCAGAGGCUGUUCAGCUUCUGGUGUCUUCUCUAGCUGAUGAUUCCUCUGUGGUCAGAGAAGCUUCAAUGGCUUCCCUGAGAGAUAUUGCCUCGCUGAAUCCGCUUCUGGUUCUUGAUUGUUGCUAUGCUGUGUCACGUGGAGGAAGAAGGCGGUUUGGUAACAUGGCUGGGGUUUUUCAAGUAAUGGCAUUCAGUGUUGGAGCAUUAGAGAAAGGGGAGAGUGAUGAAGUUUUCAUGGGAAAACUUGCUAAGAUUGCUACAGCUGAGAUAAUAUCUUCCAAGGAACUAAAUGCUGAUUGGCAAAGGCAAGCGUCAGGGCUUCUUGUUUCAAUUGGAACACAUUUUCCUGAUCUGAUGAUGGAAGAAAUAUUUCUUCAUCUGUCUGGUCCGGCUUCAGCUUCGCCUGCUAUGGUUCAAAUUCUUGCCGACUUUGCCUCAUCUGAUGCUUUGCAGUUCACUCCACGCCUGAAAGGAGUACUUUCAAGGGUUUCGCCUAUUCUUGGGAAUGUUCGGGAUGUACACCGACCAAUAUUUGCAAAUGCAUUUAAGUGCUGGUCUCAGGCAGUGUGGCUAUACAUCACAGAUCUUACCUCAGAUUCUCCUCUUGACAGCGAUGUCAUGUCCUUUCUAAAUUCAGUUUUUGAGCUGUUGUUGAGAGUCUGGGCAACUUCCCGAGAUCAUAAGGUACGAGUAUCAACUGUAGAGGCUCUGGGUCAAAUGGUUGGUCUUAUCUCGCGGACACAACUGAAAUCAGCAUUACCAAGGCUUAUUCCAGCAAUACUUGAACUGUAUAAGAAAGAUCAUGACGAUGCUCUUUUGGCGACAUGUAGUCUUUACAACUUAUUAAAUGCCUCGUUACUUUCGGAGUCUGGUCCUCCACUGCUAGAUUUUGAGGACCUUACAAUUGUUCUGUCAACACUUCUUCCUGUGAUCAGUUUUAGUAAUGAAAGCAAAAGGUGCUCAGGUCUUUCAGUGGGACGGAAGGCAUACAAUGAAGUGCAGCGGUGUUUUCUGACUGUUGGCUUGGUUUACCCUGAAGACUUGUUUACGUUUCUUCUUAGCAAAUGCAAGUUGAAAGAAGACCCUUUGACGUUUGGUGCUCUUUCUGUCUUAAAACAUCUGCUUCCGAGGUUAUUUGAAGCUUGGCACCCAAAACGGCCUCUUUUGGUUGAUGCUGCAAGGUCUUUGUUAGAUGAGCAAAGUUUAUCUGUUCGAAAAGCUCUUUCAGAGUUGAUCGUGGUCAUGGCUUCACAUUGCUAUCUGGUCGGUCCAUCUGGGGAAUUAUUUGUCGAAUACCUUGUACGCCAUGCCGCAAUAGGAGAGAUUGACAAUCUGAAGGCAAAAGGGGAACCAGUUAGUCCAACACAGCUAAGAGCAGUCUGUGGAAAAGGUCUUCUUCUCUUGACCGUUACAAUCCCGGAGAUGGAGUACAUUCUUUGGCCUUUCCUACUGAAAAUGAUUAUCCCUAGGGUUUACACUGGCGCUGUUGCAUCAGUCUGUAGAUGCAUAUCUGAACUGUGUCGUCGUAGAUCUUCAACUACCCCCAUGUUGAUUGAGUGUAAAGCUCGUGCUGAUAUUCCUAGCCCUGAGGAGUUGUUUACCCGUUUGGUGGUUCUUUUGCACAACCCUCUGGCAAAAGAGCAGUUGGCAACCCAAAUUUUGACGGUCCUUGGCUAUCUGUCCCCUUUAUUUCCGAAGAACAUAAGCAUGUUUUGGCAAGAUGAGAUUCCAAAAAUGAAGGCGUAUGUCUUUGACACAGAAGAUCUCAAGUUCGAUCCAUGUUACCAGGAAAAUUGGGAUGACAUGAUAAUCAAUUUUCUAGCAGAAUCACUGGAUGUCACCCAGGAUGCUGACUGGGUUAUAUCUCUUGGAAAUGCUUUUGCAAAACAAUACGUUCUUUAUACUCCGGAUGAUGACCAUGCAGCACUACUACACCGGUGCAUGGGAAUACUUCUCCAGAAAGUUAAUGAUAGAGCAUAUGUUCGUGACAAGAUUGACUGGAUUUACGAACAGGCUGACAUUUCUAUACCUGCUAAUAGACUUGGUUUAGCCAAGGCCAUGGGACUGGUCGCGGCUUCUCACUUGGACACUGUUCUGGAAAAGCUGAAAGUUAUUUUGGAUAAUGUUGGGCAGAGUAUUUUCCAAAGGAUCUUGUCUCUCUUCUCUGAGAGUUAUAAAACAGAAGACAGUGAUGAUAUACAUGCUGCUUUGGCUUUGAUGUAUGGAUAUGCUGCGAAAUAUGCCCCCUCGUCGGUUAUUGAGGCCAGAAUAGAUGCACUUGUGGGCACGAAUAUGCUUUCAAGGCUUCUUCAUGUGCGGCAACAAACAGCAAAGCAAGCUGUUAUAACUGCUAUUGAUUUGUUAGGUCGUGCUGUCAUAAAUGCUUCAGAAAGUGGUGCUAAAUUCCCACUGAAAAGAAGAGAUACGAUGCUUGAUUAUAUAUUGACUUUGAUGGGUCGAGAUGAAAAUGAAGGUUUUGCAGAAUCUAGUCUUGAGCUUCUACACACUCAGGCACUUGCUCUGAAUGCCUGCACAACCCUGGUCUCUGUCGAACCGAAGCUGACAGUUGAAACUCGAAAUCGUGUCAUGAAGGCUACAUUGGGAUUCUUUGCUUUGCCUAAUGAUCCAUCAGAUGUCAUCAGUCCCCUUAUAGACAAUCUUGUGACUCUCUUGUGUGCCAUCCUCCUUACAAGUGGAGAGGAUGGCAGAAGUCGAGCUGAGCAGCUUUUGCAUCUGCUUAGACAGCUUGAUCAAUAUGUUUCGUCACCCAUUGAUUACCAAAGAAAACGAGGUUGCGUGGCAGUUCAUGAGAUGCUUCUAAAGUUUCGCAAGCUAUGUGUUGCCGGUUAUUGUGCUCUUGGUUGUUCUGGGGAUUGCCCACAUAGGAAGUUUGUAGACCGAAGUAUGCAGGGGAAUUUUUCAAACCUACCAUCGGUAUUUUUAUUUCCUGACCGUGAGGUGUUGUGUUUGGGAGAUAGGGUCAUAACCUAUCUUCCACGCUGUGCUGACACAAAUUCUGAAGUUCGAAAAAUUUCUGCUCAGAUUCUUGACCAGUUCUUCAGCAUUUCCCUUUCCCUUCCAAAAGCUGCACUCUCAAGCGGGUUGGAUUCUGAAGACUCCUAUAAAGCCCUGUCUUCCCUUGAGGAUGUCAUUGCCAUUUUGAAAAGCGAUGCCUCUAUUGAUCCAUCCGAAGUUUUUAACAGAAUAGUCUCAUCCAUUUGUGCUCUUUUAACGGAGGAUGAGCUUGUAGCAGCCUUGCACAAUUGCUCUGCAGCUAUCUGUGACAAAAUCAAGCAAUCUGCUGAAGGAGCCAUUCAAGCCGUUACUGAGUUUGUUACAAGAAGAGGGAGUCAGCUUAGUGACAAUGAUAUAUCAAGGACGACUCAGUCCUUGCUCUCAGCAGCAGUUCAUAUAACUGAGAAGAACUUACGUGUUGAAGCUAUUGGAGCUAUCUCUGCACUAGCAGAGAACACACAAUCAUCGAUUGUGUUUAAUGAAGUGUUGGCUACUGCUGGAAAGGACAUUGUGACAAAGGACAUAACUAGGAUGCGUGGUGGCUGGCCAAUGCAAGAUGCAUUUUACGCUUUCUCUCAACAUACGGAGCUUUCAGUCACGUUCAUGGAACACUUAAUAUCCGUUCUCAAUCGUAGUUCUUUGGUUAAAGGUGAUUCACAUAAGGGAGAUAGUACUAGCUCUUCUUCUGAGACACAUGUAGAGGAUGAUAUUCUUCAAGCUGCCAUUUUUGCUCUCACUGCUUUUUUUAGAGGUGGCGGAAAAAUUGGAAAAAAAGCUGUUGAGAAAAGCUACUCUUCUGUCGUUGGGGCACUUACUCUUCAGUUAGGAAGCUGUCAUGGACUUGCAAGCUCUGGUCAGCAAGAUCCAUUACGAGUACUUCUAACUUCAUUCCAGGCUUUCUGCGAGUGUGUUGGUGAUUUUGAGAUGGGCAAGAUUUUGGCUCGUAAUGGGGAGCAAACAGAAAAAGAAAAGUGGGUUGAUCUUAUUGGCGAUAUUGCUAGAUGCAUUUCAAUUAAGAGACCGAAGGAGGUUCGACAUAUUUGCAUGAUUCUAACGAAAGCACUAAACCGUCCACAAAGAUUCCAAAGGGAAGCUGCUGCCGCUGCAUUGUCAGAGUUUAUUCGCUACAGUGGUGAUUUUAGUUCUGUAAUGGAGGAGAUGGUCGAAGCACUCUGCCGACAUGUGUCAGAUGAUUCUCCGACUGUAAGGCGCCUUUGUCUAAGAGGAUUAGUGCAAAUGCCAUCAGCUUGUAUGAACCACUACACAACGCAAGUUAUUGGUGUAAUAUUAGCGUUGCUCGAUGAUUUGGAUGAGUCGGUGCAACUAACUGCUGUGUCAUGCUUAUUGAUGGUCACAGAGUCAGCAUCUAAUGAUGCUGUUGAACCUAUCUUGUUGAAUUUAUCUGUUCGGCUUCGUAACCUUCAGAUUAGCAUGGACCCGAAGAUGAGAGCCAGUGCAUUUGCAGCAUUCGGAGCAUUAAGUAAAUAUGCUACUGGAGGGCAACGGGAGGGAUUUGUUGAGCAGAUUCAUUCUACUCUUCCUCGCUUGGUAGUACACCUCCAUGACGACGAUGCUAGCAUAAGACAGGCUUGUCGGGGUACCCUCAAGCGGUUUGCUCCACUCAUGGACAUACAAAACCACUCUACCCUGUAUGAUUCACGUGCUUUUGGCUCUGACGAUAGAAAUGACUAUGAAAACUUCGUAAGGGAACUCUCAAGGCACUUGGUUCAAGAGUCGGAAAGGGUUGAUACUUACAUGGCCUCAACUAUCCAGGCUUUUGAUGCACCGUGGCCAGUUGUUCAGGCGAAUGCAAUACACUUCUCCACCACCAUGCUAUCACUCUCAGAGGAUCAUCAUAUAACCUCUCUCUACUACCCACAGGUGUUUGAAACGCUGGUUAGCAAGAUGACCCGGUCACAAGAUUCAGUUGUGAGAGCGGCAUGCUCAUCAGCCUUUGGGUUACUACUAAGAUCAACCAAGUCAUCAUUGUGGAGAGGAGCUCGACUUGACCGGACCGACUCAGGUAGAAAAGCCAAUGAUCCCGAGUCUGUUAAGAAAUAAUAACAGACUUUGGGGUCUUUGUGAAUACAAACCGGUUACUGCCGAAAUCUGGGGGCGCUUGCGAUAUAUAUGGUUCCAAAGGUACAGUGUGCAACGUGGAACACAUCCAGGUUUGUGUGUUUGUUGUAAAGUGUUUGUGUUUUUUCAUCUUGUAAGGAAAUUGCGGCUAGUGUGUCAUCUCCAUUAUCGAACUGAGGAAAGAAACAUUUACACGCAAGUGUUGUAGGGUUACCCACUGGUCCUCUUUUGUGUAUUGUGUCUUUUGAGGCUUCUGGUAGAUAUAGCUGUCUUGAAAGAGUCCGGAGUUGUAUAUUUUUUCUGUACUGUUUUAUAAUUGGAGUUUAAUUAAUAUUUAAAGUUUAUAAAAAAAUCGAUUGUUGGGGGUAAAAUUAAUAAUUUAUAAUCAUUUAUUGUUAUCCUUGAGAGUUGCAGUAGAUGUAGGCAUGUCGCUAUCAGGCGAGCCUCCAAGAAGUUGUUUUUGUGUCGGCGAAUUAUCUUCUUUUCCGUGUAAAGGAAAGUCAUUAGAAGACGCCAGAUGGGGCACGAACAGACAAACUAAGUAUUGGCCAAGAAUGUCCUGUAGUAAUAACAAUAGAUGGACUGAAAAGGAGAUGACAAACUAAGUGUUUGGCAAGUAAAAGCUGUUUACGUCAUCCAUUACGUCUUGUGUUCAGCUUCUAUUUGCUCUCCACGCAUCUUAUUCUAUAUAAGUUCUGACGAAUAUUAUCCAAAACCAGAAGAAAAUAAACUUAUCAGCAUGGGUUCCAAAACAAUCAACACUUCUCCUCCUCUUCACUUUGUUCUAUUCCCUUUCAUGGCUCAAGGUCACAUGAUUCCCAUGGUCGAUAUUGCAAGGCUCUUGGCUCAGCGCGGUGUGACCAUAACAAUUGUCACCACGCCUCACAAUGCGGAGAGGUUCAAGAAUGUCUUAAGCCGUGCCAUCGAGUCUGGCUUGCCCAUCAACGUAGUGCAUGUGAAGUUUCCAUAUCAAGAAGCUGGUUUGCCAGAAGGAAAAGAGAAUAUAGAUUCUCUUGACUCGACGGAGCUGAUGAUGCCUUUCUUGAAAGCGGUUAACAUGCUCGAAGAACCGGUGCAGAAGCUCAUAGAAGAGAUGAGCCCUCGACCAAGCUGUCUAAUAUGUGACUUUUGUUUGCCUUAUACAAGCAAAAUCUCCAAGAAGUUCAAUAUACCAAAGAUCGUCUUCCAUGGCAUGUGUUGCUUUUCUCUUCUGUGUAUGCAUGUUUUACGCAAGAACCUUGAGAUCUUGGAGAAUUUAAAGUCUGAUAAGGAGAGUUUCGUUGUUCCUUAUUUUCCUGAUAGAGUUGAAUUCACAAGACCUCAAGUUCCCGUGGCAACUUAUGUUCCUGCAGGAGAGUUGAAAGAGAUGGCGGAUGAUAUUAUAGAAACAGACAACGCAUCCUAUGGUGUGAUAGUCAACACGUUUCAAGAGCUGGAACCCGCUUAUGUCAAAGACUACAAGGAGGCUAGGGCUGGUAAAGUAUGGUCCGUUGGACCCGUUUCCUUGUGCAACAAGGUAGGAGCAGAUAAAGCUGAGAGGGGAAACAAACCAGAGAUUGAUCAAGACGAGUGCCUUAAAUGGCUUGACUCUAAAGAAGAAGGGUCGGUGCUACAUGUUUGCCUUGGAAGUAUAUGCAACCUUCCUCUAGCUCACCUCAAGGAGCUCGGGAUAGGUCUAGAGGAAUCCCAAAGACCUUUCAUUUGGGUCAUAAGAGGUUGGGAGAAAAACAAAGAGUUAGUUGAGUGGAUCUCUGAGAGCGGUUUCGAAGAAAGAAUCAAAGAGAGAGGACUUCUCAUCAAAGGAUGGGCUCCUCAAAUGAUUAUCCUCUCACAUCCUUCCGUUGGAGGGUUCUUAACGCACUGCGGAUGGAACUCAACACUUGAGGGGAUAACCUCUGGUCUACCGCUGCUUACAUGGCCGCUAUUUGCAGACCAGUUCUGCAACGAGAAAUUGGUCGUGGAGGUGCUAAAAGCAGGUGUGAAAGUCGGAGCUGAGCUGCCUAUGAAAUGGGGAGAAGAGGAGAAAAUUGGAGUAUUGGUGGAUAAAGAAGGAGUGAAGAAGGCCGUCGAAGAAUUGAUGAGUGAUAGUGAUGAAGCUAAGGAGAGAAGAAGAAGAGCCAGAGAGCUUGGAGAGUUAGCUCACAAGGCUGUGGAAGAAGGAGGCUCUUCUCAUUCUAACAUCACAGCCCUCUUACAAGACAUAACGCAACUAGCACAAUCCAAUAAUUGAUAUUAAACACGUGUACUAAUCAGCUGAAGACAAGUCAAUGAUAGCAUUCACUUUCUGACGUCAAACUUCAAAAAGUUGGUUUAAUCUUCUUUCAUACAUCAUAAUACAUGUAUCUAAAAUCUACUGCUCCAUUUUUUACUCCAU